Molecule: messenger RNA, 2384 nt
Organism: Myxozyma melibiosi
Lineage: Eukaryota; Fungi; Ascomycota; Lipomycetes; Lipomycetales; Lipomycetaceae
Exons: 3
Coding region: 1-2097 (698 amino acids)
Molecular function (GO): zinc ion binding
Source: RefSeq, a predicted model, not a curated record
AUGGAUUCUACUGCUGCUGCGCCCGUUGCUAAGUUGCCUCAGAUGCAGGACCCGUCUGGUGCGGUGCAGGUGAAGGUUACCUACGGUGGUGCAACCCGAAGAUUCAAGCUCCACAUUUCGAACUUCAAGAAAGACCAGCUCCCGGCGCUUUUGAAAUCGCUGCUUGAUAUCCCUGCUGAGCAGGAGAUUGCAAUCUCGCGCUACUCCACCGCCAGCCACGGUAUUAUCGCGCUGGACUCUGCGCACGCAUACCAUCGCUGCCGCCACUCGAUUUACGCAAAGUCGAAGGCUAAGCUGUUUGUUGAAGCCGAGGAAGAAGCUGACGAAGCGUAUCACGCACCAGUCCCAACUCCAGAUGCGGAAGGUUCUGCGCCCGCGGAGGAUGUGAAGGACAUGUCGCUUUCGGUGGCGGAUAUCCGCAAGCUUGUGAAGAGCGAGAUUGCGGCGGUGAGCGAGCGUAUCAAGUCUGAGCUGAAGGUUGAACUGUCGGCGUCGCAGGUGCUGAGAGAGAAGCCGGAGGUUGCGGCGGCGACCGAGAUCCAGCCGAUGCGCAGUGUGGUGGUGUCGGAAGUGGCGUCUGUGUAUAGCGUGCGCUGCGAUAUCUGCAGUGCGCAGAUUGAGAAGGAGACGUAUUAUCAUUGCAAGAUUUGCAAGGAUGGGGAUUAUGAUGUGUGCUCUAGAUGCGUGAAGAGCGGAUUCCAUUGUCUUGACGAUACGCAUUAUCUUGCUGCUGUCUCUGCUACUGUUUCUGCUGCCGAGACCGAGGUCAAGGCUGAGGUGAAGGCUGAGGCUAAAGCUGAAGUCAAGAGCAGCGAGAGCAAGUGCCCGUAUGUGAGGUCGCUUGCGGGUGGCAAGAAGGCGCACAAUGCUUAUUGCGAUGGAUGCGACAAGGAUAUUACAGGCACUCGGUACAAGUGCGUGCGUUGUCCUGACUUUGACUACUGCGGCAAAUGCUUUGAGAAUGUGAAUCAGACGCAUCCGAGCCAUACGUUUGUCGCACUUGAUGAUCCGUCUGCGUACAAGAUUGCGGAGCAGGGCCGGGUGAAGCCUGCGCAUUAUGGUAUUUUGUGCGAUGGGCCGGGAUGCGUCGAUGGACAGAAGUGCAUUUACGGGACUCGGUACAAGUGUGCGAUUUGCGAGGACUAUGAUUUGUGCGAGAACUGCGAGAGUUUGCCGAAUAAUGGGCAUGAUGAGUCGCACCCGAUGAUUAUGCUGAAGACUCCGCGUCGUCAUAUUACGGUUGCAGUUGCGGAUGGUGCUGCUGCUGCUGCUGCUGCUGCUGCUUCUGCUGCUACUACUACUACUACUACUACUACUACUGUUGUCGAGGAGAAGGCAGUGGAGGCGGUGCGGGAGAGUGUGGAUUUGAUUAGCCUGAGCAGCGAGAAUGUUGUUGAGAGUGCUGAGACGAGGGAGGCAGGGAAGGGGGAGGAGUUGGAUGCGCAGUUUGUGUAUCAGGUUGUGGAGGACAAGACAGUUUUCCGACCAGGUCAAGUGUUUUAUCAGUCGUGGUCGAUGAAGAACAAUGGACGGGCGGAGUGGCCAGCGGGAGUGACGCUGACGUUUGUUGGCGGACAGGCGAUGACGAAUGAGAAGGAGAACAGCAGUGUGUCGAUUAUUCCGUUUGAGGUUGAGGUGGGAGAGACGGCGCGGUUCACGGCGAUGUUGCGGACGCCGAAUGAGAACGGGACGUAUAUCUCGUACUGGCGGAUGGUGACGGCGGAGGGAGAGCGGUUUGGAGAUAAUUUGUGGUGCGAGGUGAAGGUUGAGAGUGCGGGGGGAGAUGAGGGAGAGCAGGUAGGAGGAGGAGAGGAGGAUGAGAUGAGUAAGAGCAAGUACUCUGAUGCGUCCGAUAUUUUGUUUCCGGUGCUGAAUGUGCGGUCGAGUGCGGGAAGUUCGGUGAUUGCGCAUGCGGACGAGGAGACGACUGUGACGGAGAGCGAGGUUACGGGGUCGACUGGGUCGGUUGGAGAGAAUGAGGAGGAGGAGGAGGAGGAGGAGGAGGAGGAGGAGUCUGCGGUAGGAGAGGAGGAGUUUGAUGAGUUUAGUGAUGAGGACUUUGAGUUGGUUGAGGAUAGCGAGGGGUCUGCGUUCUAGUCUAGUGUUCUACUAGUAGUGUUGAGGCUGAAUUGAUUUUCGCGAAGGUUUGAUUUCUGCGUUUCGUGUGUUUAUGGACAUGGUAUAUAUAGCUGGAUAGCUAGUGAAUGGCGAACGUGAUUGCUUAAACAUGAGGAAGAGUAGAGGUGUGAGGAGUAGAUGCAGAGUGAGAGCUUGCAUUGGCGAGAGGAAUGUGAGUAGAUUGCAUGAUGGUAGGGAGAGAAGGGGAAGAAGGAGAAGAAGGAGAAGGAGAAGGAGAAGAGAGAGCAGAGACCGAGGCGGGUGAG